Molecule: messenger RNA, 924 nt
Organism: Klebsormidium nitens
Lineage: Eukaryota; Viridiplantae; Streptophyta; Klebsormidiophyceae; Klebsormidiales; Klebsormidiaceae
Source: the annotation of a GenBank genome assembly
AUGGCGGAUUCCAACUUCGCUUCGCUGCAUCACUCCGUUGUGCCCGAAGCAUCUAGACCGCAAUGGGAGAGGCGGAACAACCGCUACGUUUGCCUUGAAAAUCAUUCUGAUCGACCAGAAGGAGCGUGCAGCAGGGACUUUGCAUCGAAGCAAGCUCUCGAGGCCCACCGCGCAACAACCCAUUGCGAGCCAGCAAAGCUGCCCAGCGAGCGUCCCAUCUCUAGGUUGCGAGGAUUGAGCCCUAAUGAAGCCCAUCGCAUAGCGCAGCGAAGCAAUCAUGCUGCAGUUGCGAAGUACCGAGAUACUUUGAAAGGAAAGUGGGCCACGUUCAGAGCCCGCCAUAUGGCAAAGUACCGCAAUCUCUCGUUGAAAGCUCUACCGGCGCCCCCAGAGCCCGAGGCACCGCCCUACAUGUUGCCGCCAGUCUCGUGGCUUCUGGCAGACGCUCAGUUCACCCCCAACGAGGUGAAAGCGCGGUUCGCUUCGGGUAACAUCCAACUGAGCCACUCGACCUGGUCCCUGAGGUUUCACCCGGACAAGGUUCAGGAGAGAAGCCCGCACCAUUUGGAAGAGUUUGGACGACACUACAUCCACGAGCUACGCAAGCUUGGGAGGGAGAGAGCGGGACCUGCUCACAACGCGAUACAAGCUCUCUAUGCCACCGAGCAGUUUGCGCCUCUAAACGAGCGCUUCAAGCAAGGCAUCUACGCUAGAAAGGCAGGAGGAAGGCACUGGGAAGCAUGGCUCAACGAGGAGGUUGCACUCGUCACAGAUUACCUUGUCCAUCUUUUAAGAGUUGUAGAAUACGAAAGCCAGGUGCAACGUGCAAAGGAGUUGCUCAACGCUCGAGAGGCUUGGAUUGACGAACAGCUAAAGAGGCGCUUUCGGAGGUCCAAAGCGUUUUUGAGGCACAACGAGCCGUAG